Molecule: messenger RNA, 1480 nt
Organism: Lineus longissimus
Lineage: Eukaryota; Metazoa; Nemertea; Pilidiophora; Heteronemertea; Lineidae
Product: agmatinase, mitochondrial-like
Exons: 7
Coding region: 158-1240 (360 amino acids)
Molecular function (GO): metal ion binding; agmatinase activity
Source: RefSeq, a predicted model, not a curated record
GCCAAUCGGGAUAAUCAUGACCUGAAUGUACACAUGCUUCACCAGCUUGAACAUUGAUAUACCUGUUCAUGUUCAUGUCAGGUGUUGGAGUCUGUGUUCCUGCUGUAGGCCCAACUGAAACUGCCUGACUUGCCUACUGAAUCUAAGUCAGAGGCCUAUGCCGAAGAACCAUCAACCCAACAACCAAUUACAAAACUCAGGAAAAAAUCUUCUGGAAAUGUUGUCAAGAUAUUUUAGAGGGUCAGCUUCCCGCCUUUGCACCCGCUUAGUGAGGCAGUUCAGUUCGAAGACCUUGAACACUCCUCCAACUGCAAAUGACUUGUGUCGGCCGGCUGGUAUCGCAUCCAUGAUGAGGCUCCCAUAUCAAGACACAUCAAAGGGUCUGGAUGCUUGUUUCAUUGGUAUUCCUCUUGACACUGGGACAACCAACAGACCUGGGACCCGGUUUGGCCCUCGACAAAUAAGAACAGAAUCGGUGCUUCUACGCCCAGUCAACCAGGCUACAGGUGCUGCCCCAUUUGAGUCCCUGAUGGUCGCAGAUUGUGGUGAUGUGCAUGUCAACCUUUAUCAUCUUCCAAAGGCCUGCGAUAGGAUAACAGAGCAUUACAUCAAACUGAUCAAGAAUAGUUGUAAGCCGCUGACGCUUGGUGGUGACCACACUGUCACCUAUCCCAUCCUAAAAGCAAUCAAGGAGCAACAUGGACCUGUAGGGUUAAUUCACAUCGAUGCUCAUCUUGAUACAACUGACCUACAAGACGACGAGAGGAUCACGCAUGGCACAACCUUCAGGCGGGCAUUCGAUGACAACUGUCUUGACCCUAAGAGAGUUUGGCAGAUUGGAAUCCGUGGAAGUGGAAAUACAUCGGAUGACUACACUUGGAGUCGUGAACAGGGCUUCCAUGUGAUUCCUGCUACAGAUUGCUGGCACAAAUCUUUAACCCCCCUCAUUAACGAUAUCAAGAAAGAGAUGGGAGAUGGACCGUGCUACAUUUCCUUUGAUAUAGAUGCGCUUGAUCCUGCGCAUGCUCCUGGGACAGGUACUCCUGAAAUUGGAGGUCUGACAUCCAUACAAGCUCUGGAAUUAAUCCGAGGGUGCAAGGGUCUAAAUGUUGUCGGUGCUGAUGUUGUAGAGGUAUCGCCUCCUUUUGACAAUAAUGGUACCACAGCCUUGGUAGGAGCAAACCUACUCUUUGAGAUGCUGUGUAUCCUGCCAGGAGUAAAGUAUUAUCCAAGACCAUAGAGACACACUUUACUGUGAAAUAACUCAUCAAAUGAAUCAAUGUAAAGUUUGCCUUACAAGCUGUCUAAAUCUAUGUACUGUUUGAUUCCGCAAAUCGAAGAGUUUUGUUGUUUCUCAUUGUUUUCUCGUGUACGGUUGUAAUUCCCUAUGAGAAGAUUACAUGAUCCUAAGAACUUGUACCACAGCAGCGGAUGCCCUGUUUAUUAAACAAUAAAAGAAAGAUUUUAAGAGAAAUGUAAA